This is a messenger RNA of Racocetra fulgida, 883 nucleotides long. The record is from the annotation of a GenBank genome assembly. NCBI's taxonomy places the organism in Eukaryota, Fungi, Glomeromycota, Glomeromycetes, Diversisporales, Gigasporaceae.
CAAUAUGCGAUUUCCAAGAGACGCAAAAUUCGCAAAUCGAACACGGAUGAAAAUGAGGAUGAUAGAGACGCAAAAAGAAAAAUGCCAUUUCCGAAAGUUCACCUGGUUGUUAAUUUGCUCGAUGAUGUUGAGAUCGAGGUGGAAGAUAUGCAGAUUCUCGCGAAUGUUAUCGAUCUCACAAGAAUCGAUAAAGAACCAGAAAGACAAACCGAGAAGAACGAAGUGAUCGAUCUAAUGAUUGGUGAUGAAGAUGCAUCGAAACCAUCUCGCAUCAGCGAGGAUGAAAAAAUCAUCGAAACCGUUAAAUUGAUGGUUCCCGAAAUCAAUAACGACAUAUUAAGGGUCAUCUUUAAACAUAUUAUCGAUGAUAUAUUUGAAAACAUACUUAAAGACGAAAAUGUAGGAAAGGAAGCCGGAAGCAUCAUGUGUACUGACAGAAGAUUCAACAUUCUUUUCACUGAGGUUUUCUUUAAAGAACUCGAUUACUACGUCAAAAAAAUGAGAGUUUUUGAAACUGUAUCCCUACCACAAAUUGAAGAUGAGAAAACCAAUGAUAUCGAAAACACGGAACUCUUGGAAUCACUCCCGGAAAUCGAAAUAAACAAAAAUCAAGCUGCCACCGAGUACAUUUAUAUGAUAUUAGAAGACAUAAUGAUUAGAGAUGAUUGUGACAUUCACAUAUUUGCCAUGAUUAAAAAGGUCUUUUCGCUCGAAGCACUCGAAAAAAAUGGAUUGCAAGAUAUGUUACGAAAAAAAUACCAAGAAAAAGUAUUAUAUAAAAUAGAUGUCAUCGGAUUAUUAAAAUUAUGGUGUGUUGUAAAUGAUUUUGUAAGACUGUUACAUGAUUCAAGACCAGAAUACUUAUACUUAGCAUACAUCGACA